UCACCGUUCGUCCAUUUCGUUACCAGAGUGCGUGUAUUUAGCUAGCAUAACGGGGACAAGAUGGCUGCGACAGGUCGUUACUACAGCGAAGGCGGCAGAGCGACGAAAAGGCAAAAAACCGAGAACGACGGAAUGGAGGGCUACGAGGACCCUCACAAGACACUGCCCUCCGUGGUUAUUCACGUACGGGGGCUCAUCGAUGGCGUCACGGAAGCAGACCUCGUGGAGGCCUUACAGGAGUUCGGCCCAAUCAGCUACGUGGUUGUGAUGCCUAAAAAACGCCAGGCCCUGGUUGAGUAUGAGGACAUGAGCGGGUCGUGUAAUGCCGUGACAUAUGCGAAUGACAACCAAAUCUACAUAGCUGGCAAUCCUGCCUUCAUCAACUAUUCCACCAGUCAGAAAAUAUCUCGCCCAAGUGACGCAGACGAUUCGCGGAGCGUCAACCUGGUUCUCUUGCUCACCAUCAUGAACCCCAUUUAUCCCAUCACAUCCGAUGUGCUGUACACAAUUUGCAACAAUUGUGGUCCAGUUCAGAGGAUUGUUAUCUUCCGGAAAAAUGGUGUACAGGCCAUGGUGGAGUUCGACUCCGUUCAGAGUGCUCAGAGGGCCAAGGCCUCUCUCAAUGGAGCUGAUAUUUACUCUGGUUGUUGCACAUUGAAGAUUGAGUAUGCAAAGCCAACCCGCCUCAAUGUUUUCAAGAAUGAUCAGGACACCUGGGAUUAUACCAACCCAACUUUGAGCGGCCAAGAUGCUGAUGCAGAGGGCAAUGGGAACAAUGCUCAAGAUGUGAAUGCCAACCCCAACAAGCGCGCCAGACAGCCUGCGCUGCUGGGAGACCACCCCCCAGAGUACGUUCAUACUGAUCGCGACCGGGGGGAUUUGUCUGCUGCAGGUGGCCCACAAGCUUACCACGGAGGGUACCAUGAUGAUGGCUACUACGAGGGUCGUCGCCCAGGCCCUCCCAUGGGGGGACCGCGGGGAAGUGGGCCAAACCAGCGGUAUGGAGGGCAGUAUGGCCCUCCCCCUCCACCACCUGGGGAGUACAGCCCCCAUGCCGAGUCUCCCGUGGUCAUGGUGUAUGGUCUGGACCCAACAAAGAUGAAUGCAGACAGGGUGUUCAACAUCUUCUGUCUGUACGGCAAUGUGGAGCGGGUUAAAUUCAUGAAGAGCAAGCCUGGAGCAUGCAUGGUGGAGAUGGGAGAUUGCUAUGCUGUUGACCGAGCCAUUUCUCACCUCAACAACAACUUCCUCUUCAACCAGAAGCUCAAUGUCUGUGUGUCCAAGCAGCAAGCAAUCAUGCUGGGUCAGUCCUACACACUAGAUGAUGGCAGCAACAGCUUCAAGGAUUUCCAUGGCAGCAGGAACAACCGCUUCAACUCGCCGGAACAGGCAGCCAAGAAUCGCAUCCAACACCCUAGCAACGUUCUGCACUUCUUCAACGCGCAGCCAGAGGCCACUCCAGAAAUAUUCUCCCAGAAUUUCCCAUUUCAGAUUUGUGAGGAGCUUGGCAUCAAGAGCCCCUCAAAUGUCAAGCUUUUUACAGGAAAGACUUUUGUCCAUCUGUCAGAUGGAACACCUGGAGAGCGCAGUGCCUCAGGCCUGCUAGAGUGGGAGUCCAUUAAUGAUGCUAUGGAGGCGUUAGCCAUGAUGAACCAUUACCAGAUGCAGAACCCUAUUUCCACCCCAGACGGCCCUUACCCCUACACGCUGAAGCUGUGCUUCUCCACUGCACAGCACGCCAACUGAGGAGGAGGAGGAGGAGCACCACCACCUGUCUGCAGGAUGAACAGCCACAAACUACUAAAAUCACUGCUUGACUUCACCUGCAUUUUACCCUCUUGUGUGCAACAGGCAGUUGUUAGUGUUUUUGUGUCUGCAGUCAUAUUGAGUUGUCUUCAUAUUGUUUCAAGAUUUAUUCAUGUAUCCUUUGAGAGAGAGUUCUGUGAGAAUGACUGACCAACAUGAAUAAGGAAAUGUUUUUACUUAAAAGAUGGGGAUAAGCUUUUGUACCAGUAUUUUUCUUUUCUUUUUUACUGCUUUCCAUCAGUAUGGUUUUGUGUUAUGUGUUUUAGCACCUGCCAGAGGUUCACACUUUAUAAGGAGACUGCAUCUUGUGUUUUGUUCUCAAUAAAAUUGAUGAUUAAUUAAUUGGA
Molecule: messenger RNA, 2153 nt
Organism: Clupea harengus (Atlantic herring)
Lineage: Eukaryota; Metazoa; Chordata; Actinopteri; Clupeiformes; Clupeidae
Product: heterogeneous nuclear ribonucleoprotein L-like
Exons: 14
Coding region: 61-1746 (561 amino acids)
Biological process (GO): mRNA processing
Cellular component (GO): nucleus
Molecular function (GO): RNA binding
Source: RefSeq, a predicted model, not a curated record